AUGACAUCUCCCGAAGAGACCGUAAAGCUUGCCGACGAGAUCCGACAAAGGCAGGCAGCCGAUCUCCACUUUCCCACUUUUGCGACACGCGGUUUCGGUCGUCGAGACCGGCCAGCUUUGCGGACAACCACCUCUCAGGGCAAUGAUGGUGCCACGGAGGAGGCUCAUCCAGAGCAUGCCGCAUCUGACCUUCGCCACAUCGACAGGGACGAUGACGCCGACAGUUCACGAGCGGGAGAUGGCGGACGUACACAACAGGAUACGGAGGGCGUGACGAUGCCCGAUGAUGAUGACGAGGAAGCGGGAAAUCUCGAGAUGGACUAUGCACCCGCCGAGUCAGCCCAGGAGCCUUCCGACAAAGACAAGAAAGCUGACGGUGAGCACUCACGGAGAGAAGGCGAAGGCAUGUCGCUGGCAGCAGAGAUCCUGGCAGCGGCAGGACCCACUUCACCCAGAAGGUACACGCACAAGCGCAGGCCAGAUUCCUUAAAGAGGACAGAGAGCACAUCAUCAGCAGGGAGAGCAAGCACGAGCUCCUUGGACUCGCUACCGACUUCUCCCGUGCCACGGCGUAAGAGGCCGUCCCUACCCAGAGGCGAGUCCAGUCGAGACUCAUUGGCCGAGGCAGCAAGCAAAAAGAGGAUGACGGUGCUGCUCGAAGGCGAGAUGCCAGAAGAGGAGCGUAUAAUGGCUACCGAGGCCACAAAUGAGGACUCGGACCGGCAUGAUGAUCUCGAAUCGAGGUCGAAAGACUCACCCGUGCCGUCAACCAGAAAGCCGGACGACUCUCAUCCUGCAGCACAGCAGCUCGACCAGAAAACCCCAUCGGUAGCGGAUAGGAAAGAUGAGACGGAGAAGCGACUAGACAGAGAACACGGCGAUGAUGGCGGUGAUUCGAAUUCGGACGAUGUGGGCGACGAAGACGAACAGGGAAGCUCAGAAGACGACGACGAUGAAGAAGACGAAGAUGUUGAGCCAUCGCUCAAGUAUUCGCGCGUCAAAGGCGGCGUCAGCGACGUGCUCAAGCGCGACACUGCCUCUGCAUUCGCCCUCUCGUCCCGCUUCAUGGCACUCGGCACCCACGCCGGCAUGGUCUACAUCCUGGACAUCGAUGGCAACCUCGUCAAAGGCUUUCGCCUCCACACAGCAUCUAUUCUCGACCUCGUCAUCGACAAUACAUCCGAUUUUGUCGCUGCUGCCUCGAUGGACGGCCUCGUGUCCAUCUCUGCGCUUGCGACUGCAGAGCAGUACAUCUUCGACUUCAAGCGUCCCAUGAGGUGCAUUUCUCUCGAGCCCAACUUUGGUCGCAAAUCGUCUCGUGCCUUCGUAUGCGGAGGAAUGGCUGGCUCGCUCACGCAUAGAGAAAAGGGCUGGCUGGGUCACAAGGAGACGGUGCUGCAUUCGGGCGAGGGACCGAUUUGGACGACGAGAUGGAGGGGCAACAUGAUCGCUUGGGCCAGCGACAAGGGAGUUCGAGUAUAUGAUGCCGAAGCAAAGCAGAGGAUCAGCUUCAUCAGUCCGCCAAGCAAAGACGUGCGCGGAGAUUUGCAUCGAUGCUCACUUUACUGGCAGGACGACCGCACCCUGCUCAUCGCAUGGGCCGACCACAUCAAGGUGGCCAAAAUCAAGCAAAAGCAACCUGCUGGCGCUACAGGCUCUUCCAGCGCGAGCAUUGCUUCCAACUCAACGCAAAAUGCAGCAUCAGCGCUCAGCAAGGUCGGCGUCCCCGGAGCAAGUGCAGCUCAUCCGCAGUAUUACGUCGAGAUCACAGCCAUCUUUCAACUGGAUUGCAUGAUCUCGGGCAUCGCACCGUACGGACUGGAUUACCUCGUGCUCGCUUAUGUGACCGAAGAGCCGCAAGAGUCGGACGAUGAAGAUGACGAUCAAGAAAAUGGCUCGGUCUCCCGGGCGUUCAAACGCCGAGAGGCUCUGCGACCAGAGCUGAGAAUCAUCAGCCGUGCGGGCGAAGAGCUGAGCUCAGACGUUCUCAGUCUCAACGACUACUCGCGGUUCCAGUGCAACGACUACCUGUUGAUACCGUCGAUCGAGGCGCAUGCAUACUCGGCGGCACUGCUAGCUGGGCGCAAGGUGCGGCAAGCUUCGACAGAAGCACAGCAGUUCUACGUGGUCAGCCCAAAGGACAUCGUGGUGUCAAAGCCGCGAGACGAAAAGGACCAUGUCGAAUGGCUGCUCGAGCGACAGCGAUUCCAGGAAGCGCUGGUCAAGAUCGAAGCCAUGGGUCGAACUGCAGCGCUGCAGAACGGUUUUGAUGCGGAAGAGAUCGGCAAAAAAUACCUCAAUUGGCUUGUCGAGGAGGAACGUUACUCGGAAGCGGCACGCGUAGCCAGCAAGAUCCUCGGACGCAACGUGUCAGCGUGGGAAGACUGGAUCUUCCUGUUUGUCGAAAAGGGCAAGUUGGGUCUUGCUAUCCCGUUCAUACCGACGUCGGAUCCGACGCUCAGCGAGGUGGUGUACGAUAUGCUCCUCGCGCACUUCCUGCAACACGAUCUCGACAAGCUACUGGAGACGAUCAAGGAAUGGCCGAGCGAGAUUUAUUCGACUGCUGCGGUGGUGCUUGCGAUCGAAGAUCGGCUCAAGUCGGGGGAGGGGAGGAAGCCAGCGGGGAAAGAAAAGCUAUUGAUGGAGUGUCUUGCCGAGAUCUACAUUCGCAACCGACAACCGGGCAAAGCGUUGCAGUACUACCUGCGGCUGCGUCGAGCCAACGUCUUCGACCUGAUCCGCGAGAACAACCUCUUCACCGCAGUGCAAGACCAAGCUUUGCUGCUGAUCGAAUUCGAAGAAGACCUCAAGACGAGGCGAACGGUACAGGUUUCGAAACACGGUGCAGCCAUUGACCUGCUCGUCGAUCACACCUACUCGAUCCCGAUCGGUCGCGUGAUCGCACAGCUCGAAUCGCAUCCUCGAUACCUCUACAUGUACCUCGAUGCGCUGUUCGACCGGGACCCGCAGCAAGUAACACCGUUCUGCGACGUUCAAGUCAAACUGUACGCCGAGUACGAAGCGGGUCGUCUCAUGUCGUACCUACGCGCCAUGUCUUCGUUCUACAGCUUUGAGAAAGCCUACGCCAUCUGCGAAGAGCACGACUACGUCCCCGAGAUGGUCUUCCUGCUCGGAAGAGUCGGGGACAACAAACGCGCGCUGUCGCUCAUUAUCGAACGACUGGGAGACGUGGAACGAGCGAUCGACUUCGCCAAAGAGCAGAACGACGAUGAUCUUUGGGAGGAUCUCCUGGGAUAUUCGGAAUCGAGACCCGCCUUCAUCCGGGGUUUGCUGGAGAACGUUGGAGCAGAGAUCGAUCCAAUCCGUUUGAUUCGACGGAUCAAGAACGGGUUGGAGAUUCCCGGAUUGAAAGCGGCAUUGAUCAAGAUCCUGUCCGACUUUACGCUUCAGAUCAGUCUAUUGGAGGGGUGCGAGGCGAUCUUGAGUCACGAUACCAAGGUGUUGUCGGACGAGCUGAGGAGGUCGCAGCUGUACGCGAGCUAUGUGGACGACGAGUCUGUUUGCGCUAGUUGUGGAGCGAGUUUGUUUGCGAGCAGAGCGGGGGCAGGGGUGGGAGGGGGAAAGGGGGAUACGUGGACGCGGGCGAGACAGCCGAAGGUGGUGGUGUAUCUGUGUGGGCAUGUUCACCAUCUGACGUGUUUGUUGCCGACGGCGAACGUUCCGGUGGUGAGCGAGAAGGAGGGUGGAGGAGGGGGGAUGGAGAUCAAGUGUACGGUCACGCAGGCAUUUGCGGGAACACCGAGUAUCAGGCACAGGUGGAACAGGGUAUCGCACGUUGGAUUCGAAGCCGAGGAUGUGGAGGAUGGAGUGGAAGGAAUCGCACAGAAGGAAGGUGCGCCGAACCAGGUGUCGCAAACAUCGCUGGUGGAGCUGUCGAACUACGGACCGCUGCAACGUGCUCAAGAUGAGGUGGCCAACUUCCAGGCACGGUUGAGGUACGAAGCAAGGCUGCGAUCGACAUUGGUUGGCAAGAGAGGAUGUCCGACCUGUCGAAAGGACGGGUUGACGAUGCAGUAG
Molecule: messenger RNA, 4038 nt
Organism: Pseudozyma hubeiensis SY62
Lineage: Eukaryota; Fungi; Basidiomycota; Ustilaginomycetes; Ustilaginales; Ustilaginaceae
Exons: 1
Coding region: 1-4038 (1345 amino acids)
Biological process (GO): cellular response to starvation; macroautophagy; endosomal vesicle fusion
Cellular component (GO): HOPS complex; late endosome
Molecular function (GO): protein binding
Source: RefSeq, a predicted model, not a curated record